This is a messenger RNA of Eupeodes corollae, 1227 nucleotides long. RefSeq names its product cysteine dioxygenase type 1. Gene Ontology annotation, biological process: L-cysteine catabolic process. The transcript is spliced from 4 exons. Gene Ontology annotation, molecular function: ferrous iron binding; cysteine dioxygenase activity. The coding region runs from base 216 to 950 and encodes 244 amino acids. NCBI's taxonomy places the organism in Eukaryota, Metazoa, Arthropoda, Insecta, Diptera, Syrphidae. The record is from RefSeq and is a predicted model, not a curated record.
AUCAAUUUCAUUAAUCACCAAAUCGUUCGAUAGAGAGUUUUAAAUUUUUACUUUUUCAAAUUCAAGAAGUUUUACAUUCAAAAAGUUGAAUUUCGUUUUUGUUAAAUUGCAAGAAAAUAAAACAAUAUUCAACACUACCGAAAUAGUUUAAAGGAUAAAUUUGAAUUCUAAUCAUUUUAAGGAUACAACAAUUUUAAGUUCGUUCAGCUUUUAAAAUGGCUCUCUCCAAAGCCGACAAAAAAGAAAAUAUCCAAGAGAUUUACCUCCGCGAAGCUACCCAACACUUUCGUGGAAUUGAAAAACCAUUAAAAUAUGGUCCAUCAAUCGACAAUCUCCAACAACUAAUAUCAGCUCUACACAAAGAAUUUGAAACCAAUUAUGUCAACAUUGAAAUGGUCAAUCAUAUUCUGCUGUCUUAUAAGUCAAACAUAAAAGAAUGGCAUAAAUUUGCCAAAUUCGAUCGUUAUAAAUACACUCGCAAUCUAGUUGAUGCUGGAAACAGCAAAUUCAAUCUGAUGAUUCUUUGUUGGGGUGAAGGUCACGGGUCUGCCAUUCACGAUCAUUCUGACUCUCAUUGCUUCAUGAAAAUCCUACAAGGGGAAUUGGUGGAGACGCGUUAUCAAAUGCCUGAGUCAGACGAAGCCAUUAAUAGUUCGGUGAGUGAUAUUGGACGCAUUGAGGAUUCGGUUGAGGAUUUCAAUGGAGAGGAAUUGAAAGAGCAAGGAAAAUCGACAAUGAGUCUUAAUGAUGUGUGUUACAUUAAUGACAACUUAGGUUUACACCGUGUUGAAAAUCCCAGUCAUACAGAUUCAGCUGUUUCACUGCACUUAUAUUGCCCACCAUUUGAUUCGUGUUCUGUAUUCCAGAAAAAUUCAGGGAAGAAAGUAAAAUGUCAAGUAACAUUCUGGAGUAAAAAUGGCGUACGUUUACAAAAAAGUAACAACCAGUAAGAAUUCAAGCUGAUCCGCUGAAAGUAAUAAGUUUAGAUUAAUUAGAAUAAGUACCAAGGUUAGUGCAUUUUUCCUUUUGUUACCAACAAACAAAACAGCUAUGUAAGUUUCCUAGAGAACUAUUUUAUCGAAUAAAUCUCCUGUAUAUCGUGUAUGAUUCUUUGACUUUAGAUAUAUGAAAUUAAAGUUGUGUAGGUACCUACGUAUGUCUUAUGUUGUUAAAAAUAAAUGAUAGUUUUAAGUGUAAUAAAAUAAUUUAUUAUUGUUUUUCUUUUUA